This is a messenger RNA of Clarias gariepinus (North African catfish), 1990 nucleotides long. RefSeq names its product RIB43A domain with coiled-coils 2 (gene ribc2). The transcript is spliced from 7 exons. The record is from RefSeq and is a predicted model, not a curated record. NCBI's taxonomy places the organism in Eukaryota, Metazoa, Chordata, Actinopteri, Siluriformes, Clariidae. The coding region runs from base 7 to 1089 and encodes 360 amino acids.
GUGAGGAUGAUGGACCGAGUGGAGCUGCUGUCCGACCGUCUCUCCGCCGCUCAGCUGGACAAGAGGAGAAACCGCGAGCUGCAGCGACAGGAGCGCAUCUUCAACACCAAAGUCCGCACCAUAGGAAUCGAUAAAGAAGCUCUCCAGCACCAGGUCCAGGAGAAGAGAUCUCAACAGGAAGCAGAGGCGAAAGCGCAGAAGGAAUACGCUGAUAAGCUCAUACGUACUGACCAUGCAGCACGUCUACUGCAGAGCAGGCAGAAGACAGACGAACGUCUCCUAGCGGAGGACAUCGUGAACUUCCGCCGGCAGUUUCAGCAACCAAGCAGCAGGCGCGAGUUUGACCUGAAUGACCCUGAAAUGCUGAAGAAGCAGGAAGGUGUGUCCAUUUUGCCCGGGUUGGUAGGAGAGGAUCUGGACAGUGAGAGCAGGGCACGGAGACAGCGGGAGCAGCUGAGAGACUGGACCUUACAGCAGCAACAGGAGCUGGACCAGGCGAAGGAGCUGCAAAGACUGCAAGACCAGCAGUAUGAACAAAGUAGACUAACCCUGGAUAGCCGAGCCCUCGAGCUGCAGAAGAUGGAGGAAGAGCACAAGAAAGCCACCAACAUCGCCAUCAAGGACUUUAAUCAAGCCCUGGCGGACAAAUUGCGAGAGCAGAGAGAACGAAGUCGUCAUCAGGAAGAAGAGAACAACCAAGCUGAUAUCCUGAACCACCUGCAUGGGAAGCUGAAGUGCAAGAAGAAGCCGCAAAGCGCUAGAGUGUGCAGAGACUGCUACAAGGGCAUGACAUCCGAGCAGAUCCGAGAAGUCGCUAACUGUCAGCGACAGCAAGCUGAGGAGAAGAAGCGUGCUCAGGUAGAACAAAAUGAGGAACGGCUGCAGGAGGGCCGUCUGCACAUGGCAUCGGCUCGGGCUGCACUGCUGCAGGAGAGACGGCAGGCGAGGAUUAACAAGGAGAUGCGCAGAGCUAUGGAUGAGACCAACCUACAACUGGCCCAGGCUCAGCAUGAACAAAGGAAGAAGGAGGGUCACGCCUACAUCCCUGAUGAGAGCUACUUCGCCCAGUUUAAUAAAUGCAGCAGAUAGAAAGCAUUUAAAUUUGUGUUAGAUUAAGUUAAUUGCAAACUUUAAAAUAGUCUUGAUCUCUACCAGUUGUGAUGUUUCAUUUUUAAAGUAAGUUGUCACUUGUAGAGCGCUGGCUCUAAUUUCAUAGACCAUGUCUAAGAGAAAAAGUCUGAGAUCAUAUUUACUGUAAGUUCUACAGCCCUGGAAAAGGAUUUGGGAUAUUCUUUAAGUUUGUCUCAGUGCAUGCAGAGCAAAAACAACAAAGUAACUGCAGAAAGGUUUAUGGCAUUUGUCUGUUGCUGUUUUUUUUUUUUUUUAAUAACGUGCAAAAUAUAACAUUUUAGCAUAAAACAGGUAAAGACAAUCAGCCUAAAUAUGUUAAAGGAGUACUCCAGUGAUCUUUAUUAUAUUAUACUAAACCUGUUAUGUAUGAGUGAUGUAUGCAUCAUUUAUGCAUUUUGUUGUAUAAGUCUAAGGGCAGUCAUUGUGUCAGAGGAAGGUGUUUGAACAUGAAGCUGUGAAUCUGUAGAUUUUUUUUUUCCAAGAAAAUGUGAAAGAGUGAAAACACACAUCAUCUAUUGCUUAAUGCUAAAGUUUGGAAUUUGCCCAAGAUGAUGAGCUAAACAUCUGCCCUUAGAUUAUACUUGCAUUAUACAUUUUGGAUAAAAGUGUUUUUGGGUUCUUUUUGGUCAGUGCAAAGACAAAUGUAAAAGAUUCUUGCCUGUGGUAAUCUCGCACACUGUACAUACUGUAUGCAAAUAAAAUGAUUUUAGAUUAAAGGACCCCUUCAUCGCUCUGCACUGCAAAACAGUGUUUCGAUUGAAUAAAAAAAAAAUACACAAUUUUUAAAACUUUUCACAAACAUAUGAAUAAAUCAUUAAAUAAACUCAGCAUUCAUUGUUAUUUUAAUAUCUUAAUUGCA